This is a messenger RNA of Quercus robur (English oak), 1657 nucleotides long. RefSeq lists its product as uncharacterized. Lineage: Eukaryota; Viridiplantae; Streptophyta; Magnoliopsida; Fagales; Fagaceae. The record is from RefSeq and is a predicted model, not a curated record. The transcript is spliced from 2 exons. The coding region runs from base 492 to 1562 and encodes 356 amino acids.
UUUUUGUUUUGCGGCAAUUUGGCAUGGCAACAAUAAAUGUAAUGUAUAUUGUAAUGGUCCCGUCGUAUGCGGAGCUAACCAAGUGGAAGUGGGGUAGCCGUUUCCUAGGGCGGCGUCGACGGAGUUCCCAUAUUCUCUCAACUUAUUUAAACAUAAAUAAGUAAAACCCUAAAAUGACAGGUCAGCAGGUCCUCUGUCAGAGGGUAAUUUGGGGGUCACGCUGAAGAAAAAAAUAACCGCUACUUUGCCACUUUCUUCUGAAGCCUGAAAGGAAUAAUCCCAGGAGCAGUUGGUUUCAAGUUUCAACGUUCAAACUUCAAAAGCACCCAACUUUGAAAACAAGGAAAAAGAAAUUAAAAAGCAACCAUAUAUUCUGGUACGUUCUGGGUUACUUUCUUUUUUUGGCUCACGGUUUUUGGGUUUCUUGCUGCAACUGAACAAGUGAUUGUUCAUUUGGUUAGUCCACUUUGGAAGAAGUUGUACAGAGUGUGAUGAAUUACCAGUCCACUAGUCGUAAUCAAAUGCCCAAAGGGUUUAAGGUAAAACAUGUUUUGCAAUUGGUAUUGUUUUUGGCUGUUGUCAUCUGGUUGCAAUACCAGUUAAGGCAGUCAAACUCAAACAAAAAGGGAAAUAACUAUGGAGAAAGCAUACAGAGCAAACUUAGUGAAGAUCAUGGUGGCAUAAUUUUGGGGCGUAAGGGGAAUGCUGGGUUGUCAAGUGAUGGUGGUAUGACUGAAUUAGAAGAUGUGAAUCUUGGGGAAGACGAUAAAAGAAAAGAUGAUGGAGGAGGUGGAGAUGAUGAAUUUGAUGGAAAUGUAGAAGAAGAAUUUUUCCACAAGGAAAAUGAAUAUUCUCGUGGACAAUUUUGGACUCGUGAAAAGAAAGAAAAUUGGAAGGAACUGGAACUAGAACAUAAGGACAACAAUUCUGAUAUUGGAGUUGGAGGAAAAGGUGAAUCAGUGGGCUUACAUAAUCAUUCUGUUCAAGGAGGUUAUUUUAAAAAAGGACAUGAUGAUUCAUGGAGUAGUGUCCCAGAUCAUGAUAAGAAAGGGGAUGAGAAGGGUGGUGAAGUUCAUGAUGAAGAAGAUGACAAGGACCCAAAAACACUAGUCAAGCAAGGGGAUGACAAAGUUUCAGGAAGACAAAUUAAGGAGCCACAACAUAUUGAGGAACUUACUGAUGAUACACUUAAAAAAGUCCAAUACGAGGCAGAUCACUUAAAUAGCAAUAAUAAAGAAGAUAAUAACAUUACGGAAAGCAAACGGGAGAUUGCAAUGCAGCCUAGUGGAACAGACAAUAAUGCUACUGUUCUUGACCGAAAUGAAGUGUUGGAUGGAGUCCUUGGCUUUCAUGAUGAGAAUGGGGUACCACCAGAUGGUAGUGAUCUUUCAAAAUCCAUGUUCACUGAUUCACAGGAUAAUUAUGCAAACAUUCAACAUCAAGAAACCAUUUCCAAUUCAAGUUAUCAGAGUAGAUUCAGCGAAAGCGCCAACAUUGCAGAAGUUGUAACCGAAGAAGACUUGGAUGCUGCUGAUUUAGAAAGCAGAAAUAAAGAAGCCUAGAAGACUCAAAAAAGUUUAUGCAGAAGUCAAUUCUCAAGCUUCAGGCAUCGUUCAUGUUUCAGAAGCAACACCAGAAGAUAGAGUAGACACACAAG